Molecule: messenger RNA, 3467 nt
Organism: Aphidius gifuensis
Lineage: Eukaryota; Metazoa; Arthropoda; Insecta; Hymenoptera; Braconidae
Product: probable serine/threonine-protein kinase MARK-A
Exons: 2
Coding region: 254-3253 (999 amino acids)
Biological process (GO): protein phosphorylation
Molecular function (GO): ATP binding; protein kinase activity
Source: RefSeq, a predicted model, not a curated record
AGAAUAAAAAAACAACAACAACAAUAUACUGACAUUAAACAUAAUAAUAAUUAACAACAACAACAAAAAUUAUAAUUAUUAUAUUUAUAGUGAUGCCCCCCCCCCAUCUUGUUUUGAAAACAAAUAACAAAAAAAAAGAGCAAAAAUUAAUCUAACCUAACCUGCUUGUGCACUUGGCACUUGAGUGUUUUGAUACAUCAUCAAUUUGUGAAUAAAAAAAAAGAAAACAAUUUAUUGCCAUUAAAGAAAAAAUAUGACAAGUAGUCAUGAAGACAUAGCAACAACAAUAACAACAACAACAACAACAACAACGAAUAACGUAAUACAAAAUCAAAUGGAUAAUGUUUAUGAAUCAAUGGAUACAAGUGAAUCAAAUAAUAUUGAUACAUUAACUGUCUCAAAUAUAAAUCAACAAAUGACAAAUGAUUCACAGCCAAUAGAUCCUGAUGGUUUUAUCAUAAAUGAUGAUGUUCCAUAUGUCAAUAAUGUGUCAAGGUCAUUAAUUCAAAGUGAUGAUGAUAUUAAUCAUAAUACAAAUACAAAUCAAGUACAAUUAAAUGAUGCAUUAUCACUUGAACGUAUGAAUAAUAAUGUUACAUUUAAUUCAGUUGAUAUAAAUAAUGAUAUAAUACCAAUAACAAAUUGCAAUCAAUCAAUUGGUGAAUUAAAUAUACCAACAACUAGUCAAACUAAAAUACCAUGUAAUAUUAAAAUACCAAUUGAAGGUACCAAAGUAUCUCCAAAAAUAAUUAAGAAAGCUGGUCCAUAUAUACUUGGUCCAUUAAUUGGUACAUCACCUGUUCAAAGUAUUGUACAAUGUUUAGCUAAAAAAACAGAUACAAAUAAAUUUUAUACAAUUAAAAUAUUAACACUUAAAGAUAAUAAUGAAUAUGAAACACAAGAUGAUAGACAAGGUAAAAUGUUACUACAUGCUGAAUAUUCAUUAUUAAGUUUAUUAAAAAAUCAAAAUGGUGUUGUUCAACAUCAUGGAUUUUUUAAAGAUUGUGCAUUAAGUGAAAAAACAUUAUCAAAUGGUAAAAGAAUAUAUACUGGUAAAUUAAAAAAACGUUUAUGUUUAGUACUUGAUUGUUUAACAUCACAUGAUUAUAAUCCAAUAAAUAGUGAUUUAUUAAAUCUUCAACAUCAUGUUAUUAGAGAAAAAAAAUUAUGUGAAAAAGAAAGUUUAUUAAUAUUUAUUGAUACAAUUAAAAUAAUUGCUGAAUUACAUAAAAAAAAUAUUGUACAUAGAGAUAUUAAAUUAGGUAAUUUAAUAUUAAAUCGUAAAACAAGAAAAGUAACAAUAACAAAUUUUUGUUUAGGUAAAUAUUUAUCAAGUGAAAAUGAUUUAUUAAAAGAUCAACGUGGUUCACCAGCAUAUAUAUCACCAGAUGUAUUAUGUGGUAAACCAUAUUUAGGUAAACCAUCAGAUAUGUGGGCAUGUGGUGUUGUAUUAUUUACAAUGCUUUAUGGACAAUUUCCAUUUUAUGAUAGUAAUCCAACUCAAUUAUUUAUACGUAUUAAAGCUGCUAAUUUUUUUAUACCAAAUGAUGGUAGAGUAUCAAAUGGUACUAUUAAUUUAAUACGUAAUUUACUUGUAUUACAACCAAAUCAACGUUUAACUGCAAUACAAGUAUUAGAUUCAUUAUCAACAAUUAUUGGUACAUUAAAAAUACCUAAAAUUAUUGGUGAAGAAGAACAAGUUGUUCCUGAUAUUAAUGACAUUGAAAAUAAUAAAUCUAAAAAUAAUAAUAGCAGCAGCAGUAACAGUCAAGGAUAUAAAAGCUUUGAAACAAGACCAUUAUCUGAUUUUAUUAAACACAAUUCAACACAAUUUCAACAACAAGAUAAAAAUAAUCAAAAAAUUAAUAAUAAUAAUAAUCAUCAUCUUCAAACACCAAGUCCAUUGGUAUCAAGAGGUAGACCAUACAGACAAAUUCCAGUUUAUAGAAUUGAUACUGAUCCAAGAGAGCUAACACAAGUUGAAUUAGAAAGAUAUGAACAUCUUAUACCACGUGAUAAUUCAUCAGCAAGACAACAUAUUAAUAACUCACAGUCAUCAACAGUUAGACGUGAUGGAAUUGCUGGACGUACACGUACAACAGCAUCAACAGCAUCAAGAUAUCAUAGACCAGUACAAUCAAACCCAACAACAACAACAACAACAACAGCACAAGAUUCAUCACAACAACAGCAACAACAACAACAUGCUGUGUCAAGAAUUAUACAAAAUCCAAUAGAUUCAGUUCAAAUGAUUAAUAACUCGUCAUUGAAUUUGGAUUAUCCAUUAGUAUGGAAUAAUAUACCAUCAAAUAAUGAUUCAAUUAAUCCAGCUGAAAUAAUAAAUCAGAAUUUAACAACAACAGCUAGUGAUUUACCAGCACCUUUAGUGAGUGAUUCAUUUAUUGGAAUAAUAAAUCCAUCAAAUUCAGCUAGCCAAUCUUUAAAUUCUUCAAAUGUUAAUCAACUUGGUGAUAGACAAACGAGAAAUUUAGUUAGAGAUAUAGCUAUUCAAUCAUCAAUUGAAAGAUUUGAUAAUUCAAUAAGACAAAAUUCAUCAUCAUCGUCAUCGUCAUCAUCAUUAGCAUCAACAAGAGCUACAAGAAUAUCACAAAUGAGAUCAAGAGAACAACAUGCUAGAAUGGUAUCAAUGGCAUUACGUGCUUGUUUAACAAAUCAAAAUAAUAAUCAAAGAACAACAAAUGAUACUGGAACAUCACCAAUUGUUGGUAUUAGUAAUAGAUCUGUUCCUGAUAUUGAAACAAGAAAUAAUCAAUCAAGAUUUCGUGAAGUUAUGGUUGAUCGUUUAAUAUCUCUACGUGUAAGAAUGCAACAAAAUAGAAUUGAUAAUAUUGAAAGAGAAAUGAAUGCAAGAAAUAAUUUUAUAUCAACUUUAAAUACAAAUAAUAAUAAUAUAAGAAGAUCAACACCACCAAGAAGAUCAACAAUUGGAACAAAUAGACAUACACCAUAUUCAUCACAUUUAAGAUAUUCAAUUAGACCAAAUCAUAAUGUAACAAUUGAUUCUUCAACUUCUCAAAUUAAUGCAAUUCAACGUAAUACUAAUCAAACAACAACAACAACAACACCAACAACAACUGAUAGAUCAUCUCCAAUUAGUUUUGAAAAUGCAUUACAAAGAUUGGCCAAUCGACUUAGAACAUCUUCACAAGCUCCAACAUCAAGAAGACCACCACCAACAACAAAUGAAUCUAAUGAUUCAUCAAAUUCAUCUAAUCAAAGACACUUGAAUUAAAUUUUAUAUUUUUUUUUAAGUAAAAAAAAAACAAGCAUGCAUAUUUUAAAAAUUAAAAACAUAAAUUAUUUAUACAUAUUGAUUGAUUAUCUAUUGAUAAAAAAUUUUUUAAAAUACUUUUGUAUAAUAAUUGUUGAAAUAUUUCGUACUUUUUAGUAAUUAAUUUUUAAUAAUUACUAUUAGUUAAUAAAAAUUAUUAAUAAUAAUAUCAAAA